Biomphalaria glabrata is the source of this 2639-nucleotide messenger RNA. RefSeq names its product D-aspartate oxidase-like. The record is from RefSeq and is a predicted model, not a curated record. Gene Ontology annotation, molecular function: D-amino-acid oxidase activity; FAD binding. Bases 156 to 1187 code for a protein of 343 amino acids. The transcript is spliced from 10 exons. Lineage: Eukaryota; Metazoa; Mollusca; Gastropoda; Planorbidae.
CUCGAGUUGCGUACCUUGGACUCGUAUUUGGUGCACCAAAUCUUUUUUUUUUUUAAUGUUCACAUUUUAAACCCUGAGGACUUGAUCUAUUUCUACAACAACAAAACUAAGUAGCGAGCUGUUGGAAACUCAAACAAUCGUCGUUUUGAAUUCUGAUGACUUCAGUGGAGAAAAUGAAAAGGAUAGCGGUAGUUGGGGCGGGUGCAGUCGGAUUAUCAACUGCGUUGAAUGUACAGAAGAUGCUGCCCAACGCUCAAGUCACAAUCAUAGCUGAUAAAUUCGGAAAAGACACAACAAGUAAUGGGGCAGGGGGAUUCUUCAGACCAUACACCGGGGAUUUUCAUGUAGAAGAUCGUCAGCUAAUAGCACAGUGGACAAAAGAUUCUUGGAAAUAUUUCAGCAGUCUGGCACAGUCACCUCAAGCUGAAGAAACUGGUCAGACAUUAGUGUCUGGAGUAGUAGUCAACAAUAUAUCAAGGGAUGAACAUUAUGCUUUACUUGCCAGUUUGGUCUAUGACUUUCACAAAAUUCCUGAAGAUUAUUUAAAAAGGAAAAAAUGGAAUUACAAAUAUGGAUAUAGUUUUACAAGUGUGAUAACACAGACUCCUAAGUUUUUACCAUGGCUUACCAAAAAAUUUUGUGAAGCAGGUGGUUCCCUUGUAAAUAAAAAAUUAAACAGUUUGACAGAACUGGCAGGCCAGUAUGAUGUUGUAGCUAAUUGUUGUGGCCUUGGAGCCAGGGAAUUGUUGGGCGAUAAUAGUGCAUUUCCUAUCAGAGGUCAGCUUGUUAUGGUCAAAGCACCAUGGAUUAAACAAUUUUUUCUCUCAGAUGAUGAUAUUUAUCUCAUACCACAUGAUGACAAAAUAAUAAUUGGUGGAGUAAGAGAGAAAAACAAUUUCAGUCUCACAGCUGAAAAAGACACAAGGGAAAGAAUUCUUUCAAGGGCGGAAGCACUUUUCCCAGAAGUAAAGGGAGCUCAAGUAAUAGGUGAAUGGGUUGGACUUCGCCCAGCAAGAGAGAGGGUUAGAUUUGAAACUGAAGUUUUGGACUGUGGACCCAAAGGAAAAUUACCAGUAGUUCACAAUUAUGGACAUAGUGGUCAGGGCAUUACAUUGAGCUGGGGGUCUGGUAUAGGAGCUGCUCAACUUGUUCAUAGUGUUGUGACAUCUUCCAGGUCCAAAAUGUAGACUCAAAGUAAUACUUGACUGUUUUGUGUGUUACAUUCUCAUUCUUAGUUAGUUUUUCAUUAUUUAACUUGAUUAUUGGGAUAUUCAGUAAUCUAUAUGCAUUUAGACUAUUUUGAUUGUCAUUAUAAGUAAAACAAGAAUUUUAUUGCAAAAUAAAUAGAUAUGAUUAUAAUAUGAUUAUGCUACAUAAUUAUGAUAUACUAAUUCUACAUCAGAUAUUACAUUAUUGUGUAUCAGAAUCUAGUUACUUGCAUCAUUUGAAGUAUUCCUGUAAACCUUAUUUGCCUUUUUCUUUCCCAGUGUGUUAAAGUUUUUAUAUCUUUUUUUCCUAACCACAGAAAUCACUUCAGACACAGUCCCACCCUAAUAAAAGUGUCUCACUAUCAAUUUCCUUUAACCGUUUAAGUGCUGAGCUGUUUUACAAUGAGUGCAUACAAAAUGGAAUUACAAUUCCCAUGUUUAGAGGCUAAACUAUUAUACAUGUUUUAUGGGUAAAUGUCCCCAAUUGAAAUUGUCCUACCUCAGACAGAUCAUAUAUUAACUUAACCAAGUUUAGAUCAAUAGCCCGAAUGACUGUGCAGAGCAGAUGAGAAGGUUAGCAUGCUUCUUUUUUUAAUUUUACAGCAAAAGAACUUACAGUUCAGAUGCAAAAUGCUGGUUUGAUAAUACUGUGUUAAACAUUUUCAAUCAUGUGUUUUUUUAUUCUACAAAUAUAUGACAAUGACACCAACUAGCUUUUGGUGUUCUAAAUCUUACAAGAUAAGCUAAGCAAGUAAAAUAGUUCUCUUCAAAAGUGAUCAUGGGGAUGCUUGGCUUCUGAACCUGGGAUCCUGGGUUCAAAUGUCAGUGAAGACUGGGAUUUUGAAUUUUAGGCUUUUUAGGAUAUCUGACUUUUGUUGGGGAAAGUUAAAACUGUUGGUUGUUGUGCUGGCCACAUAACACCCUGCCCAUUAACUGUUGGCCAAAAGAAACAGAUGACCUUAACAUCAUCUGCCCUUUAGAUCACAUGGUCUGAAAGGAGAACUUUACUUUUUUAAAGUGUUGCCCUCUAAUAUAUUGGGAAAAAGCAGAAUGCAAUAGACCAAACAUUAUCUUUAAGGACAACAACAAAAAUAAUGCACAACCUACCAGUUAGAGCAGUAAAAAAAAGAUGGAAUUGGUAGUGUCAUUUACACAGAAGAGGACUAAAGAUAUCAAACUAGUGUGAGAGGAAGACCAAAUGCUAAAAGAAAGGGAGGGAAGCUAAAGGAAACAUGGAGAAGAUCAAUAGAGAAAGAGCUGGAAAAAAAAACAGCAAUGUUCAGAAUGUUCCAACAGGUGUAUGUUACAGCUUCAGACAGAAUGAAGUUAUGUUCACUCAUAGAUGGAUGAUAGUGCCAUCACUUGUCUGUUACUUUUUGUAAUCUAGAUUUAACAUAUUUAGAAUUAUUGCAUUAAAAAUGCAAAUCUUAA